CCUCUUGGGUGGCCUGGGCGGUGUUCGCCCAGCUCGUGACCAUCCACUGCCAUGGCCGCGUCGGGGGCUGUUUUUAGGCGCCUGGGCGCCUUGUCCGGAGCCGGGGCCUUAGGCUUGGCCUCCUACGGGGCGCACGGUGCCCAGUUCCGGGAUGCCUACGGAAAGGAGCUCUUUGACAAGACCAACAAACACCACUUCUUACACAGCCUUGCCCUGUUAGCGGUGCCCCACUGCAGAAAACCCCUCUGGGCCGGGUUACUGCUCACCUCUGGAACCACAUUAUUCUGCACCAGCUUUUACUACCAGGCCCUGAGUGGAGACCCCAGCGUCCAGCCUUUGGCCCCAGUAGGAGGGAGCCUGCUCCUUUUGGGCUGGCUUGCCUUGGCUCUUUGAGCUCCCUUAUGCUUAAUUUCUGGGUUUUCUGGAUAAUUUUUUGAGAUUUGGACAAGGAGGGAAUUAAAAAAGAAAGGCAAA
This is a messenger RNA of Trichechus manatus latirostris (Florida manatee), 474 nucleotides long. RefSeq names its product transmembrane protein 256 (gene TMEM256). The transcript has 4 exons. NCBI's taxonomy places the organism in Eukaryota, Metazoa, Chordata, Mammalia, Sirenia, Trichechidae. The record is from RefSeq and is a predicted model, not a curated record. Gene Ontology annotation, cellular component: membrane. The coding region runs from base 52 to 393 and encodes 113 amino acids.